This is a messenger RNA of Colletotrichum gloeosporioides, 348 nucleotides long. RefSeq lists its product as uncharacterized. The record is from RefSeq and is a predicted model, not a curated record. The transcript has a single exon. NCBI's taxonomy places the organism in Eukaryota, Fungi, Ascomycota, Sordariomycetes, Glomerellales, Glomerellaceae. The coding region runs from base 1 to 348 and encodes 115 amino acids.
AUGGCAGCACAGGAAAUGAGUCAGGUCGCAAGGCCAAUCCAGUACACCGGCAUGUCGACUCCGCAGCGCCGUUUCUUGGUACUCAUUCUCAAUGUUGUUACGACAGCUCCGCUACUUUGGGCGCAUUUCAUCAGUUGCACUCAACCAAGAGCCGACUUCCUCGACAUUCUCAUCCUUAUUUGUGCUACAAUUUUUGUUUCAUGGCCCGUCAUCACGUUCUGGAAUACGUUAAUCGGGCUCUGCAUAGUUGCUUUUGGCAAUGCCACCAAGUCCAUCUACCCCUACUUCGAAGCCGACGGUCCCUUUCCAGAACUUGCCUCCAAGACAGCUCUGACGAUCUUUAUGUGA